Capsaspora owczarzaki ATCC 30864 is the source of this 2057-nucleotide messenger RNA. RefSeq lists its product as hypothetical. The record is from RefSeq and is a predicted model, not a curated record. Bases 49 to 1794 code for a protein of 581 amino acids. Gene Ontology annotation, cellular component: cytoplasm. Gene Ontology annotation, biological process: protein transport. Gene Ontology annotation, molecular function: metal ion binding. Lineage: Eukaryota; Filasterea; Ministeriida; Capsasporidae. The transcript has 5 exons.
CCUAUUUUUCUUUUUCAUUGAUUUUCCAUUGAUUUUUCACAUCCCAACAUGUUCAAGUCGCUGAUCAACAAGUUGACGACGCGCUCGCCGCCCGUGCAGCUGAGCGUUGAGCUUGAUCAGACGACUGUUUAUGCAGGCGACAUGUUGCGCGGCCGCGUUCUGCUGUCCUGCGAUCAGGAGGUGCACUGUAAAGGUCUGAUUGAGGUCAAGAUUACCGGCUUGCUGUCCGUCCACCUCGAGCCGCUCGACGGCAGCGAGCACGCGUUCGGAGUCCCACUGCACAAGCGCGCUAUCGGCUGCAGGCCAACGCGAGAGGUGCUCAAGGCGACCGUGGUCGUCCGCACCUCCGACGCACAGCAGCAGCAGCAGCAGCAGCAGCAACAACCGCAGGCAGCAGCAGCAUGCACCAUUGCGGCGGGAGCCUACACGUUUCCGUUCGAGUACCGGCUCGAUCGAUACUUGCCGGCGACGAUGGCAAUGAGCUUCAAGCACGGCGAUUUCACAGUCCAAACAUUCUACUUUGUCAAGGCCAAGCUGGUCGACUACAAGGGCAACACGCCCAAAUUGAUGGUACCGGUGAGGAUUGUCCCAAAGGCCCCGAACGUCGUCAUGCCAAUUGUCGCAACCCAGACAUCGGCCUUGAUUGGCCUUGCCAAGCGCCAGCCAUUCUAUCAAACGGCGACUGUCGACAAAUCGACCGUCUUCCCUGGAGAAGCCGUCACCGUCAAGUUGGAAGCCAACAGCCUGUCCACAAACGAGGUGGCCGUCUCCAUGAGCUUGCGCUGCUACGGUUCGUCGCCCGUCUUCCACAUGGGCACGAACGGGAAAAAGUACAAGGAGCUGAUUUCGCAAAAGUUUAACAAUAUCGCGCCUCUCUUCUAUGGCGUGCGCUACUUGUCCCUGACCGUGCCCCUCGACGCUCCAUUCUCGGCCGUGUCGGCUUCCAUAACAAUGAGCUACAAACUCAUCCUAAAGUUUGAAAGCCUCGCCUUCCACAAAUUCAAGCUCGAAAUCCCAAUCAUCGUCGUCCCAAACCAGCCGCUCAAUUGUGCCGUGCCAAUCCGCGCCGUUGGAACGCCGCUUCCACCGGAUGUCCUGCUCCGCCCUGCCUUCCAUUCCCGCUCCAUGCCCGCCAGUUGCGGGAAAUGCUCGGCAAGCUUUGGGCUGUUGACACAUCGGCAUUCGUGCCGCUACUGCAUGCAGGUCUACUGCGACAAGUGUGUGUCGCAUCGCGCUUCGAUUCCUGCUCGCGGCUUUGAGGCACCCGUGCGUCUAUGUUCGGACUGCACGCGUCAUGGCGGCAGUGGCGAACGCUACGAACAAGCCAUUGCGCGACCUGCUUGGAUUGGCGAGUCGUCGGUGGCGGCAUUCGUGCCUGCCCAUCCCCAGGCCCCAAGUCGUGGUUUGGUCACGCAGCAGUUGCCUUCGCAAUACUUUGGACAGCCAUUCCCCCAACUUGGCAAUCUGCACAUGUAUCCAGCGGCGCAGGACCAGGGAUACUCUGUUCAGCCGCCUCAACAGCUGGGAUUUUCGGCCGAACAAGCCUAUCCUGCACCGCAGCCCAUUCCUUCUGCACCACCCCAAACGGCGUAUGCAUCCAUUGGCGCGCCUUCUGGGUUUGGAUAUUCGCAACAGCCUUACUAUCACUACAGCCAAUCGCAGGAGCCUCGUGGUUCUGCCGAAGAAGACAGAGCCAACCAGACGCCAUUUAUGAGCGCGCAGCACUGGCAGCUCGCGCUGGUUGAGCCUCCGCCGUCGUACGAUCAAGUCCAGUCCGAGCUCGUCAAAGCAUGAGCAACAACAGCUACAACAACAACAAUAACAACAAAAAUUGCCGAAGAAUGAAGUCGGCAAUGUGUUUGUACAGUAGUUUUCACCAGCUUGCGCGAGCAAUUUGGAACUGUCGGAUCGGCUGCGCGAGUUUGCGCUUUUGUCCUUGAUGGUUGUGUGUUUGUCAAUCAAUGACAGUAGUAACCUUUGAAUGUACCAUAAAUGGAUGAGGUUGUGAAUCAUUCUUGAAUACACAAUUUCACCUGGAAAAAAAAAUAAAUAGAGUG